Lodderomyces elongisporus is the source of this 2259-nucleotide messenger RNA. It is a transcript of the gene UTP25, whose product is annotated as rRNA-binding ribosome biosynthesis protein. The record is from RefSeq and is a predicted model, not a curated record. Gene Ontology annotation, cellular component: nucleolus; small-subunit processome. The transcript has a single exon. The coding region runs from base 1 to 2259 and encodes 752 amino acids. Gene Ontology annotation, biological process: maturation of SSU-rRNA from tricistronic rRNA transcript (SSU-rRNA, 5.8S rRNA, LSU-rRNA). Lineage: Eukaryota; Fungi; Ascomycota; Pichiomycetes; Serinales; Debaryomycetaceae. Gene Ontology annotation, molecular function: rRNA binding; U3 snoRNA binding.
AUGGCGAGACAAGUGAAACGUAAGAGUGGAGCUGAUAGAAACGACGGAGGUGGAAAAUACAAUUCAAAUAACGAUAGGAGUGUGAAACGAGGAAGGUCGGAAUUGAGGACUGUAACACGUACAUCGAGGCGUGAUAGGGGACAAGAUGAGCAACACAACAGCCACGGAACAGGAGGAGACUUUGAUAUUGAGGGCAAUGUAAAAGAUGGUAGAGAAAAUGUGGAACAAGACAAAGAAGAGGAGGAAGAGGAGGAGGACGAGGAUAAGGGUAAAGCUUAUGAAGCCUUAUUGACAUUGCUUAAGAUUGAACAGAAGCAGGAAAUGAAAUCUGGAAAUAAAAUGGAAAAUGGUAGGGGAUUAGAGAAUACGGGAAGCGAAACUGGCGAGAAGGACAAUAGCGCAGUAAAAGAUGAUGAGGAUGAGGAUGAGGAUGACUUUGGUGAGGAUGAAAAUGCAGGUGUUGUAUUGGAAGAUCAAAAAGAAGAAGAGGAAGAGGAAAAGGAAGACGAAGACGAAGACGAAGAAGAAGAAGAAGACGAUGAGGACACACCCGCUGGCAUAAACAACGACGCAUUUGAAUUGCAUUUUAAUCAACCAACAGAGGAGUAUUUGGAACAAGAAGAUAAAUUGGUGUUAAAAGAGAAUGCAAAAUGGAAUAUACAUAAAAAAGAGUCAUACGAUGACUUGUCGUUGACAUCAAUAACACAAUCACCACCAGGUAGUUCCAUUACUAUACCAUCUUCAUUAUUGAAGCAAAAAGGUACAGAUAUUUCCGAAUACCCAUUGAAGAAAAGAGUUUAUACUGCAUUUGAAUCUACAUAUGGGCCCUCGAUCUCGAAAUUGGAGUCGAUUCUUCUUAAACCCAUUUUGAACUAUCAAGACAUCAACUAUCAAUACAAGGCAUUUCUGAAUUCUUCUUAUAGGAAAUUAUAUGCUCUCCAUGCCUUGAAUCAUAUUUACAAAACCAGAGAUAGGAUACUUAAGAAUACUGCCAAACUACACCAACUGAAUGAAGAUGGCGAUGAUUUGGAAUUGCGAGACCAGGGAUUUACAAGACCAAAAGUCCUUAUUCUCUUGCCUACAAGAGACGCUUGUAAUGAGAUUGUGGAAAUGAUUAUAAAACUUUCAGGAACUGACCAACAAGAAAAUAAAAAGAAGUUUACCACUCAGUUUUACACCAAAGCCGAAACGAGAACCAAUAAACCUGGUGACUUUCAAGAUGCUUUCAAGGGAAAUAAUAAUGAUUUCUUUUGUAUUGGUAUGAAGUUAACUCGUAAGACAUUGAAGCUUUAUUCAUCUUUUUACUCAUCAGAUAUUAUCUUGGCAUCACCAUUGGGAUUAUCGAUGAUUUUGGAAAAUCCCGAUAAGAAGAAAAGACAAUAUGACUUUAUCUCGUCCAUCGAGGUUCUUAUUGUUGACCGGGCAAAUCAAAUCGAGAUGCAGAACUGGGACCAUGUUAACACAGUAAUGAAGUAUAUCAAUAAGGUUCCAAAAGAGUUUCACGAUGCGGAUUUCAGCAGAAUCCGAAUGUGGAGUAUAAAUGAUCAAGCAAAAUUGUUGAGACAAACCUUGGUGUUUAGCGAGUAUCAAACACCCGCUAUCAACAAUCUUGUUUCGUCUAAAUCGCACAAUCUCGCGGGAAAGAUUAGGUUUAAACCAGUCAUUACAUCAGAGAAUAGUAUAAUGAACUCAAUUGGCUUGAGGAUUAAACAAGUCUUUCAGCGUUUUCCUAGCGAAUCGCCUUUGGCAGAUCCAGAUUCUCGUUUUAAGUUUUUUACAAAUUCUAUUAUACCACAUUUGCUCCAAUCGUCCUCGUAUGGUAAUGGGAUAAUGAUUUAUAUUCCAUCAUAUUUUGACUAUUUACGAGUCAAGCAACACUUUAAGGAUUCUACAAAGUACAAUUUUGGCGCAAUAGAUGAAUACAGCUCGCAAUCAAAAUUAACAAGGACAAGACACGAGUUUGCACUGGGUAAAAUUCAAAUUAUAUUAUACACAGAAAGAUUGCACUAUUUCAGACGCUAUGAAAUUAGUGGUGUUAAAAACUUGAUUAUGUAUGUACCACCAUCAAAUCCGCUAUUCUAUAAGGAAUUGAUAAGGUUUAUUGGAAAAUCCGUGUUCAAAGAAGAAUGUGACUUGGACUUGACAUGGGCAAAACUAAUCUAUUCUAAAUGGGACGCAAAUGCGUUGGAAAGAAUCGUGGGAAAUGAACGUGCACCGGUAUUGUGCAGCUCCCAAAACGAACAAUAUGAAUUUAGGUAA